Oryza sativa Japonica Group (Japanese rice) is the source of this 1318-nucleotide messenger RNA. Lineage: Eukaryota; Viridiplantae; Streptophyta; Magnoliopsida; Poales; Poaceae. The record is from RefSeq and is a predicted model, not a curated record.
AUAGACCCCCACACGAUGGAGCUCUCAAAACCCCAAAGCAAAUCAAAGCUGCAACCGCUCACGAAUCAUCUCCUCUCAGUGUUUACUUCGGCGAAUUUGAAUUCUUCGUCGGAUUCUCCUCUGCCUCGAUCGAAGGUAAGACAUGGGUCAGUGUUUGGGUUUAGUACAGAUUGAUCAGUCAACUGUAGCCAUCAAAGAAAAUUUCGGCAAGUUUAGUGAGGUUCUAGAGCCUGGGUGCCACUUCUUACCUUGGUGCAUAGGACAGCAAAUUGCUGGUUACCUCUCACUGCGUGUGAAGCAGCUGGAUGUCCGCUGCGAAACAAAGACAAAGGACAAUGUCUUUGUCACUGUUGUUGCAUCUGUGCAAUACCGUGCUCUUGCUGACAAGGCAUCUGAUGCCUUCUACAAACUAAGCAACACCAGGGAACAAAUCCAGUCGUAUGUCUUUGAUGUCAUUAGAGCUACUGUUCCAAAGCUGAACUUGGAUGAUGCAUUUGAGCAGAAGAAUGAUAUUGCAAAGGCUGUUGAAGAUGAGCUUGAAAAGGCAAUGUCUGCAUAUGGGUAUGAGAUUGUGCAAACUCUGAUCAUUGAUAUUGAGCCUGAUGUCCAUGUCAAGAGAGCAAUGAAUGAGAUCAACGCAGCUGCAAGAUUGAGGGUGGCAGCCAAUGAGAAAGCCGAAGCCGAGAAGAUACUACAGAUCAAGAAAGCUGAAGGAGAGGCAGAGUCCAAGUACCUGGCUGGUGUCGGUAUCGCGAGGCAGCGUCAGGCCAUAGUGGAUGGGCUGAGAGACAGCGUGCUCGCCUUCUCGGAGAAUGUCCCUGGAACCACUGCAAAGGAUAUCAUGGACAUGGUUCUUGUUACCCAGUACUUUGACACCAUGAAGGAGAUUGGGGCCUCCUCCAAGUCCACCUCAGUGUUCAUCCCCCAUGGCCCCGGAGCAGUCAAGGAUGUCGCGGCGCAGAUAAGAGAUGGCCUCCUCCAGGCCAAUGCCGAACGCAAUGACUGAAUGAUGGCUUCGGUUUUGCAAGCAGCAUGGAGUUCUUCAUCACUAUCCUAGAAACAUAUCGUGUGAGAUUAAAUGUUACAGCAAUGGUUAAGUGGAGUAUAUUUUAGGUCUACACGCAUGCAAAUCUCUCUUUAAGUUGUGGAUCUUAUACUUGUUACCUACUAGAUGAGUAGAUGGUUGUUAAGACUUUCAUGAGUUGCGCUAAACCAUUUGUCAGACAUAUAUUAUAGUACUGGUUGGUAUAUCACUUAUAACAGAUUGCAAGUUCCAGGAAUUUGGUGAUAUUAUGCUGUGUUGUAUGGUUGUAGAAAA